Spirodela intermedia is the source of this 3625-nucleotide messenger RNA. Lineage: Eukaryota; Viridiplantae; Streptophyta; Magnoliopsida; Alismatales; Araceae. The record is from the annotation of a GenBank genome assembly.
AUGGCGAAGCGUGAGCUAUCCAGCACACUGAAGAAUUUGAAGGUAAACAGGCUGAGUUCCGGGGCUGCCUUUUCCCUCUAGAAAGGUGUAUUUAAUUUUUAGUGUUGCCUCUUCUCUUCAAUUACUCUAGUUCAUGCAAAGAGCUUCUCCGAAAGUGGAGAAACCUAAAGAGGAAGAGGUCAAGUUGAAACCAGACGAUGGCUUUAGUUCGCUCGCUUCUGUCAGCAGAAAGUGGUACGAAUCGCCGAAGCUGGACUUCGUAUCAGCAUUCUUGAAUAUUCUCUCCUCCAACUAGUCUUUGAUUUGCUCUUCAGAAAUUCCGAGAGAUAAAUAUUUUAUUGUUAGUUUUUCACGGUUAAUUAUUUUCUUUUUAAUGCAAACUGCAGAUGAGGUUCAUUUUUCAUACCAGAAAAUUAUACUGCUUAACCGAUUCCUAACCCAUUGGUAUAUCCUCAGUUUUUUUAAUAAUCGUGUUAUGGCAAAAACAAUUGCAUCGUUUCAAAUUUUAAAUGAUAUUAUUUUUAUUCCAGCUGAAGACAAAAAGGACGUAUGUUAUCAAGAUAAGCCCCUUAAAAACUUGCCAAGCAGAGGUAAAACAAAAUGAGUUAUAUAUUUGGUAAUUUCGUUGGAGACCUUUAUAUAACCCCAAUCCAUGAUGCGAAUCAGUUAGGGGGAGAUUUUACUCCCCAAACUCAGAGAGAUAUCUAGGAAUUGGGAACGGGACAGAUGUGGGAGAAGAUUUUGUCAGGAAAGUGUAGCCUAUAUAGCUGAUGCAUGAUGCGUAAUAGACUUUGCAAUUAAACAGCAGUCGAAGACAGGACGUUUUAGUGGUUGACUCUGCACGCCAGAGACAAUACGUCACAGUAAAUAUUAUGUACUAGCGGUUUCUUUUAUCUGAACUGUGUAGGAGAGGAGGUCACACACUCACGUGGAGAGGAUAAUUAGAUUGCAAGAGCUCAUAAAAUAUGUUGACAUUUUCUUUUGAUUUUCAGGGAUUUGGCAGUGUGACAUAAUAGUGCAUCUGUCCCAAACAAAACCUUUAAGAGGAAACAUAGUUUUCUAAUUACUAAGCUACUGCACGUGGAAAAUUAGACGGAAUGGAUGUGAAUAAUGCGCCUCAUAAUUACUCUUUACUAUUCAAUGAUGUCAGCCUGUUGCUGGUCUGUUCCAUAUACAAGGAUUAGACUGAAAUUCUCAGAAGAGAUGAAACCGAGGAGAUAAAGUUAAUAUUCAAUUGGAGAAUAAUUUGGCGCUUAUCAGACUAUUAAUGAGAAAAGAAACUAAAAAGUUAAUGAAGUGGCGUCCAAUCCUUUCCUGUGUGCUGAUCCCUUUUAUUUUGCUGCUUUUUUGCAUGGUCCGUCUGUUGUUCUGUUUUUAUGAUUAUAAGAACAAUGCAUUUUUUAUACUUGUCAGUUUUCAUACUAUUGUCUUCUUGUCACACCAUUUAAAGACUCGUUUGCUUGUCGAACUGUUGACUGGGUGUUACGGUCUACAUUUGACGAUAACACUCUUGCAACUUCUCAUUCUGAAAAUUGCCAGGGAAGGAAGUCAGAAAAAGUAAUAGCACUUUUUUUCUACCUUCUUCAUAUGACAUUGUGCAUGGUAGAUUAUUUGUAAUCUUACUUGCCGUUCAAAAUAUGCGGACUUCUUUGAUGGACUUGUUUUCAUCGUACUGAGAGAAUCUGUCAAGUACUAAGCAGUGUAUAAUUUAUCUCCUUGAUGGUCCAUUUGUUGUUUUUAUACGUUGUCUUAUUUUAUUCUUCAAAAUCGCACGGAAUAUUUGCAAAUGAUAGGUCAUUUGCAAUUCUGCGUCUAUGUUUUAGGUCAAGUACGAAGCCUUAUUGUACAUUUGCCUUUUCUUUUCUUUUACUACGUGAACAUUUAAUUAAAUAAGUUUUCCUACUUACCAGUCUUCUGUGGCAUUCAAGUCUUUGUGAAAUAUUCUUCACAAUUGUUUUCCCUUUGAAUUGAUCAUCAGGAAUCAUACAUGUUGCAUUCAGCCUUACUUUGCUCUUCACUUUGCAGCAUAGUAAUUACAGAGGGAAACCCCUAUCAAGGGGAAGCAAAGGGAAGAAUGUCGUUCCAGAAUUUCAAUCCUUCAGUUGAUGUGAGUUGGAGGACGAUAAUUUAAGUGAUUGUAGAGCCACUAUAGAUUCCUGGCAAUCAACUCAUCCUUCUUAUAUGAGCCUUGUCUUUUAGAGAAUGUACCAAGGGGCUGCAGCUACACCGAGUCAGAGCACUUCGGGAAAUGAGAAUCAGAACAUGGCAGCUUCAGAAAGGUGAAAGCCUGAGCGUUUCCUCUAUUACUAGAAAGUAUUGGUCACCUUUGUUGUUAUUCAGCUGUUUUUACAUUUGUGCAUUAUUUUGACCCAUGACGAUGAUUAUAUAUUUCUGUGAGCAUUAUUGGUGAUUGCUUCCUUUCUUUGGAUGCCCCAGGGCGCUGUGCUCAGGUAGGCCCAUGUAAUUAAUUGUAUUUGACCUACUAUACAGAUUAGUCAUCCUCUGUGUAUUACGAUUAUUUUUUCGUGCGCACGAAUUCAUCCAUUCAUGCUUUUCUUGCAACAUCCGAGGUACAUUUCAGUUAAUGUUCAGUAGGUAUUGAUUCUUUGUCUUCUUGUCCUGUUCGGCAGUGCUGAUUGUCGAGCCAUGAACUUAACCUCGCUAGAUUUUCUUUCUUUUUUUGUUUUUCCGUUAAUGUCAGUAUUCUAAGCUGUUAUAAAAUUGGUUUAAAUUCUAUGAUUCUACUUCACAUAAAUCUUGAGCUGUUAGAUGAAAACUAUCCAGUAGAAAACAUAAAUUCUUAGGGCAACCAUCUUACUAUUUCCUGAGGUGGAAUUUAAUUCUGAAUCAUUAAUUAUUAUCCGCAAAAACAUUUUUGGCAUUAAUUUGCCUGCUCUGACGAUACUAUAUUCUCAUGUUUCAAUCCCAUUUUCAUAAUUAAUAAUCCGCUACACUUGAUUUUGACAAGCUGCAAUGGUUUAUUUCAUUUUGAUUCUGAAUACUAGCUGUGAUCAAGUGCUCCAAUCGGGGGGGCGCACAUCACUCUGAAAAAAGUCAACAGUAAUCCUUACAAUAAUAUGGGUGAUACCCAUAUUCUGCAUAGUUAUGGCAGAGUUGACUUCAGGCACUGCCCGUGUAAACUCAAGUACAAAUCUAGGCUACCAGGAACCGAAGAGAGCAUCGAGAUUCUGAUUCCGAGCUAUUUCAUCAUAUUCUCUUAGUUUUUUUACCAGUCAGUCAACUGGUGGUGUGGGCUUGCAAUGCCUGCCGAGGAAAUGGCCCGGAUCUAUCUCCCAUGCAUUUAUUCUUUUGCUUGGUGGGCAAGAAGAAUGAUUCUUUGUUCUUCUGCUACUGCAGAGAGAAUGGAGAUCCGUCAGAGGACAUGAUCGCAGGAAGCCCCAAGAACGGUCCCGCCGCUGACCUUAAAAGGAAGCAACCGGACGUGGACGGCGUUGACUCCCUUGGCCAUAAAUCUCUCGGAAAUCCGAGCGGAGACGGCAACGGGCAGGCCUCGUCGCGUGGUAACGGGAAAGGCUCCCACAAGCAGCAGAAGCGGGAUAAAAGGCUCGAUUGGAACGUCCUCAGGCCGCCCAAACUUCAGGCCAGGCGGAGUGGAAACCACUGA